Messenger RNA from Sipha flava (yellow sugarcane aphid), 2247 nucleotides. RefSeq lists its product as uncharacterized. The coding region runs from base 47 to 1756 and encodes 569 amino acids. NCBI's taxonomy places the organism in Eukaryota, Metazoa, Arthropoda, Insecta, Hemiptera, Aphididae. Gene Ontology annotation, molecular function: protein binding; translation initiation factor activity; mRNA binding. The record is from RefSeq and is a predicted model, not a curated record. The transcript is spliced from 12 exons. Gene Ontology annotation, cellular component: eukaryotic translation initiation factor 4F complex.
ACUUUUUUCUCACUCAUAUUUAAUUAGAAAAAAUCCUCAAACCAAUAUGCAACAUAUACCACUAAUCAUUGUCGAACACAUAGUGGAGGAGUGUACACAAUUUACCUCAAUUACGAAUCGACCUGAACAUGCCAUCCAACAUAGUGCCAUAAACGAACCGAAUUUCACUCCGCAAUACGCUUACAUAUGUACGGCAUUGAACACGAAAGAAGCACAGCAGAACGGCGCGAAGUCGAAAAAUUCGUUCAGAAAAUUAUUGACAAAGUGCUGUGAAGACCGGUUGAACGAAAUGCGAGUUCACGAAGAAACUUUGGCAAAGGAUCUUCGAGCAAUUGACGAAUGUCAAGAUCAAGGUGCUAAGGAUCAGCUCAAGUCCAAGUAUGACCAGGAAGAAGCGGUCUACAGGAAAAGAUCCAUAGGGAAUUGCAGAUAUAUGUGCGAACUCUAUAAGGUGAGCAUAUUAACGAGCCGCACUCUGGAGACGAGUUUAAAAUAUUUACUAAAGUCGCCAAGUGAAGAAACGCUCGAAUGUGCGUGUAGCAUACUGAAACAUACGGGAAACACAUUAAGACACAAAGCCACUUUUAAUAAGCUUAACGAGUACAUGUCUGCGAAGUACAAGAGUAAGAUUCCGACAAGAAUACGAUUCAUGAUACAGGACACGAUAGAACUCAAGGACAACGAUUGGGUACCAAGAAAUGCCCGUCCCAAACAGCAGGUCUGCAACUCAGAGACAUCGUCGAAUCCGAAAAAACUCUUACCACCGGCACUAGAUGUAUUAUCGACAAAAAACAUACCACGAAAACCGAAUGAGCAGACGAAAAUUAAACUGCCAAAGGAAAUUCGAAAGGUUGUUGUGAUUCAAGAUAAUGAAUUAGAAAAUACCGCAGAAUCAAGUGGUCUUAAAGAGGCAUCGUUAUCCAAUGGUUCAAGUCAUGUUAAAAAGAGUAACGAAUCACUGGUAUUGCCAUGUGUAGACCUAGGGACCGAAAGCAUAAAUAAAUGCCAUUCGUCGAACGCUGAAGAUGUUGAAAUCGAAGAAAUACAAAAAAAAUAUCGAUCGAUUAUUGACAACAUAACUCCGGAAAAUAUUGUGCCGAUGACAAGACAUAUGAUUUCACUACCAAUGAAAACAGACGGUUGUCUGAAAAACUUGGUCGGAUUUUUAUUUCAGAAGGCUUUGGACGAACCGGAAUUGAUCCAUCAAUACGCACAUGUUUGUUCGCUAAUGAAAGACACGGUAGUACGUUCAGUGGACCAGAAAUGCAGUACUUCGUUCAAAAAGCAUUUGAUUGGAACUUGUCAAAAAGCAUUCGAGGCGAUAACGUUCAACAGGAAACGAACGGUAGCCAAAGACCGCAUCGAAAUCGAAUCUUGUAAAGAUAAGGAAACGCGGAGACUACUUCAAUCGAAAUUUGACCAAAAAGAAUCGGAUCACAGGAGCCGUUCGAUCGCAAUCUGCAGAUUCAUAUGCGAACUAUUGAAAGUGAACAUUUUGGUGCCUCCUAUACUGGAAAUGUGCGCGGCACAACUCGUACAGAGCUCGAAAUGUACGUCAAUCGAAUGCGUGUGCGUUAUACUGAAGCACGCCGGGAACGCAUUCGACAUCAGUGGCGUGAUUGAGAAGCUUAGCGAGUACUCGAUUUCGGACAAGCAGAAAUUGUCCUCGAGGAUGCAGUCCGUGGUCCUGGACACGCUACGGCUGACUAAUAACGAUUUUAUGUUACUCGAGAACCGUGAUAAUGUAUACAGAUAAUAAGGACUUGUUGUCCACUAAAAGCAGGUGAAAAAAAAAAUUAGAACAAGUAAUUACGUUAAUCAGCUGGUUUGUUGUACACAGCUUAUAAUAAAUGCUAACGUAAGUGUUUGUAUGAUUACUGGCAGGAGUACGAUCUGAAAAAAACAUUCAGAAAACUGACGAGUACAGUGUUUCGAAUGAUGUGGAAGUGAUGUAUUCUAAACGUAGUAGUGUGAUCCUUAAAGAACUUGUCGCCAUACGCGACAAUAAAUGAGUCUUGUAGUGAAAUUAAUUAACAUGGACCAAUGAAAUCGAGGGUUCUCAUCGAUUGUUCAUCCUCAGACGCCAAUGGUUUCAGUGAAAAACAAACUUUAUCAUUAGUCACUAUUAUUCAUAUUUUUACUUUUCAUAUAGAACAGCGUAGAAACCAUAUGUAAAAGCACGUUUUUAUCCAUGAAUAAUUGUGGAAUUGUUACUCUUUAGUCAUUCGUGGAAUGUUUUAAAUUUUU